This is a messenger RNA of Amaranthus tricolor (Joseph's coat), 543 nucleotides long. RefSeq lists its product as uncharacterized. Bases 25 to 324 code for a protein of 99 amino acids. NCBI's taxonomy places the organism in Eukaryota, Viridiplantae, Streptophyta, Magnoliopsida, Caryophyllales, Amaranthaceae. The record is from RefSeq and is a predicted model, not a curated record. The transcript has 2 exons.
CCUUUGCGGAUACUCCAAAUGUAGAUGGGCUUAUGUACCACCCAAAAAUCAACCAUUGACCCCAUUCUAAAGAAUAAGCAAUCAUCAUAUGUAGAGAGAGAAAGAGGAAAGAGGAAAGACAAGGAGAGAAAAAUGGUGAGAUUAGGAACAAUCGCAGGGAUGACAUUGGGUGCAUUCCUCUUUUGGGAAUCAAUGGAUAAAGUUCAUGUUUGGAUCGCUCUUCACCAAGAUGAAAAGAGAGAACGAGAAGAGAAGGAAAGGGAGAUUAGAAGAAUGAGGGACGAACUUAUUCAACAAGCAAAGGAAAGAGAUUCUAUUGCAUGAUUGUGUGUAUUGAUUGACAUGGAGAUCUAUGUAUUUGAUAUUUUCCUUUAGUAAUCUUGUUCUGACAUUUGAUCAACCUCAUAAAGUGUUAGUUGAAUCGAUGGAAGAUUCCUGUCGAUAACAAUGUAUUGUCUUGAGCUUAAAUGCUCAUUGUAAUUUGUUUUUGAGUAUUGAUUUAUGCAUUUUUGGGCAAAGUUUAAGAUUCACUUGUCAUGAAUA